This is a messenger RNA of Solanum tuberosum (potato), 1460 nucleotides long. RefSeq names its product GDP-mannose transporter GONST1. The coding region runs from base 123 to 1334 and encodes 403 amino acids. NCBI's taxonomy places the organism in Eukaryota, Viridiplantae, Streptophyta, Magnoliopsida, Solanales, Solanaceae. The transcript is spliced from 10 exons. The record is from RefSeq and is a predicted model, not a curated record.
GAGCUCUCUUCUUUUCCAAAUAAAGAAAUAUAUGUUGUAAAAAAUUUACUAAUAUUUUAAAUCAUAUGUGUUUAGUUGUUUUAUUUUCAUACAAAUUGAGGAGUUGACAAACCUUUGUUUGGAUGAAUCCAAGAAGUUUACCUGUGGCUGCCUCUCUGGAUGCUCCUGAUCCAGUUUUGGAAAGGGUUCUUAUAGAGGACACUAAAAAUAGUAGCCACGGCGGGGAGAGGAACUUCUUAGCUCAUCAACCAAUUUUGCUGGAUCAGGUCUCCAAAUCUUUCAGAGGAGAAGUAGUGAGCAGAUCUUUUUCCAUGAAGGCUGCAAAUAGAAACGAUGAAAAUUUGGAAAAUGGGAUGUUGGAGAAUGACAUAGAGAAGUCAGUACGCAGCAAUAAAGUUGUUACAGUACACAACAAGGCCUUGCUAUCUGGAGUCGCUUAUUGUAUUUCUUCCUGUAGCAUGAUAUUAGUGAACAAGUAUGUACUUUCCAGCUAUGGCUUUAAUGCGGGGAUAUCAUUGAUGGUCUAUCAGAAUUUUGUCUCAGUGGUGGUGGUUUCUUCCUUGAGAGUUUUUGGGAUAAUUACUACGGAACCACUCACUUGGAGGCUAGUCAGAGUUUGGUUGCCUGUUAAUGUUAUAUUUGUUGGGAUGCUUAUAACAAGUAUGUUCAGUCUUAAGUACAUCAACGUUGCUAUGGUCACUGUCCUAAAGAAUGUCACUAAUGUGAUAACUGCUGUUGGAGAGAUGUAUUUAUUCAACAAAACGCAUGAUAACAAAGUUUGGACUGCACUUUUUCUGAUGAUUAUUUCAGCAGUUACCGGAGGAAUUACUGAUCUUUCUUUUCAUGCCAUUGGUUAUACAUGGCAGAUCAUUAAUUGUUUCUUGACAGCAUCAUAUUCUUUGACUCUUCGCAGGGUCAUGGACACUGCCAAACAAGUGACUAAAUCUGGGAACCUUGAUGAAUUCUCCAUGGUCCUGUUAAAUAACACGCUUUCACUGCCUUUGGGCAUUUUGCUUAUAUUAUUAUUCAACGAGGUGGACUACCUUUCUAGAACACCACUGUUACAAUUGCCAACAUUCUGGUUGGUGACAACCUUUAGUGGAUUGUUGGGCUUAGCAAUUAGCUUCACAUCCAUGUGGUUUCUUCAUCAAACAAGUGCAACUACUUAUAGUCUUGUUGGAUCACUAAAUAAGAUACCUCUCUCUGUUGCUGGUAUUUUCCUUUUCCAUGUUUCAACAAGUCUGGAGAACUCUGCCAGUAUAUUAUUUGGGCUCUUGGCUGGAGUAUUUUUCGCCCGAGCAAAGAUGCAGGAUAAAUCUCAAACUAGAUCCUGAAUGUCAAAACUAACACCCUUUCCUUUGUAAAUUAUGUCUUGUCUUGAAUUGUAGAGCUUGUUGUAUACUAAAAACUAUGACAUGAUCAAUCAAUUCAAGAGAUAGAUCAAGAUUUUCAUUCAUCUA